AGUCCUUAAAAGUGUAGGCCAUUUGAAAAGGUAGGAGGAGAUGCUAAGAACUAUGCGCUUUGAGAACCUCUGCUCCACCGUGCAGCUGAAUGGAUGGCAGGCUAUGCUGGAUGAUAGCAAUAAGUCAGGACAGGAUCACUGGGAAAGAGCUCAUUUACGCUCCUUAUGGCUUUAUAGAGCUGUAGUGAAGGGAGACACCAGAGGGCUUAGAACCCUCCUAAAAAGGAAUUAUAUUGAUGUCGAUGUGUUUUACAAUGUGAGCCAGGAGGAACUCGAGUGGCAGACUCAAUCAGAAACUACAUUUGGACCCUCAGGUCUUUGGUCUCUGGAGUAUAAAAGGGAACUGACAAGCCCUCUGUGCAUUGCUGCAGCACAAGGUUUCACUGAAUGUCUGCAGUAUUUACUGGAGCACGGAGCGCAUCCUAACCUUAUCGCAGGAGGAAAAGCGGCACUUCAUGAGGCCUGUGCAAAUGCCAACACUGAAUGUGUAGAGCUGCUGCUGGAACAUGGAGCUAAUCCUAACCAGAUGACAGAAGAGGGACUGACUGCCUUACAUCUCUGCAGAACACCACAAUCACUACGUUGUGCAAAAGCCUUGGUAAGAUAUGGUGCCAAGGUAAACAUUGCCAGUGAGGAAGAGGAUGAAACACCACUGCACGUGGCAGCUAGACAUGGUCUGCCCCACCAUGCCCAGCUGUACCUACGAUUUGGAGCCUGUGUGAACCAUGGCAGCUCUUCAGGUGAAACACCACUAGGGGUGGUUUGUGGAGUCACCCCAGAAAAGAAAGACAGCAGCCAAGACGAACGAUACCUCGAGCUGUGUCGUCUCCUUCUGGCCUAUGGAGCAAACAUUAACUUGGCUGAUAAAGAACACCGCAGUCCUCUACACAAGGCUACCCGCAGUGUUCAGCACAAGAUGGUGGAGCUUCUGUUGGACCAUGGGGCAGAUAUCAAUGCCAUUGACUAUAAUGGAUGUUCACCACUCUCUAGUGUUCUGCAGAGCUCUGUGGUUCGGCAGGAGUGGCAACCACACACCCUUGUUCAGACCUUGUUAAAUCGUGGCUCUAUUAAAGUCUGGCCACAAGCCCUGCUGAAGGUACUAACAGCCUGUGCUGAGGCACCUAAAACAGUGGAAAUCCUGUUUAACUCAUACACGCUUGUUCCUGUAACCUCCAGAUGGGUUGAGGCCAUACCUGAGGAUACUUUCCAUCUUCACAGACCCUUUUAUGAAUCUCUUUUGCACUGGAAUAUAAGCCACGUAGUUUACGGCAUCUGUGUCGGUCUGCUCUGAGAAAACAGUUUGGAAAGAACUGCUGGUCAAUCAUUCCCAAUCUUCCUGUGCCAAAGUCACUGCAGCGGUAUCUUCUCCUGGAACCGGAAGGAUAC
Molecule: messenger RNA, 1386 nt
Organism: Danio aesculapii
Lineage: Eukaryota; Metazoa; Chordata; Actinopteri; Cypriniformes; Danionidae
Gene: asb18
Product: ankyrin repeat and SOCS box containing 18
Exons: 5
Coding region: 41-1291 (416 amino acids)
Biological process (GO): negative regulation of delayed rectifier potassium channel activity; RNA processing; neuronal action potential
Cellular component (GO): synapse; axon initial segment; membrane
Molecular function (GO): RNA nuclease activity; transmembrane transporter binding; RNA binding
Source: RefSeq, a predicted model, not a curated record